This is a messenger RNA of Micromonas commoda, 2151 nucleotides long. RefSeq names its product ribokinase/xylose isomerase. Gene Ontology annotation, biological process: D-ribose metabolic process. The record is from RefSeq and is a predicted model, not a curated record. Bases 1 to 2151 code for a protein of 716 amino acids. NCBI's taxonomy places the organism in Eukaryota, Viridiplantae, Chlorophyta, Mamiellophyceae, Mamiellales, Mamiellaceae. The transcript has a single exon. Gene Ontology annotation, molecular function: xylose isomerase activity; ribokinase activity.
AUGGCGACAUGGCGGGUCUUCACCCGCACCGUGUACACCGCGAUCGCGGUCAUAAUUCUUAUCGCGUCGCCGGAUGUAUCGUUCGCCGCGGAGCAGCCAUCAUGUGGAGCCCCGCCCCCGCACAUCGUGGUCGUGGGAUCCGUAAAUGUUGAUUUGACGGUGAAGGUCGCGAGGCCGCCCGCGUUGGAGGAGACCGUCACGGCGACGGACCCGCGCGUGAGCGUCGCCGUCGGGGGUAAAGGUGCGAACCAGGCCGUCGCCGCCGCGCGCCUCGUCGCGGGCUCGAGGCCGGUGAGGUUCGUCGGCCAGUUCGGCGGCGAUUCACACGCGUCGAUGCUCGAGCAGGAGCUCGUGGCGAACGGCGUCGAUGUCUCCCUGAGCGGACGCCACCCGGACCUUCCCUCGGGGACGGGCCUCGUCAUGCUCUCGCCCGGCGGCGAGGCGUCGUCCGUGGUCGUCGGCGGCGCCAACUCCGCGUGGCCCGAGAACGACGACGAGCUCGUGUCGACGAUGGUCCGAGCAGCGAGGGGCGCCGCGGUGAUGCUGCUGCAGCGGGAGGUCCCCGACAGGGUCAACCUCGCGGCCGCGGCGGCUGCGAAGGCCGCGGGGGUUCCCAUCGUCGUGGACGCCGGGGGCGUGGACGCUCCUAUACCCGCCGCGCUGCUCGAGGCGGCGGAUUACCUCUGCCCGAAUGAGUCCGAGCUGGCGAGGCUCACCCGCAUGCCGACGUCGACGGACGACGAGGCGGUCGCCGCGGGCCUCGAGCUCGUCGCCCAAGGCGCCAAGCGCGUGUUGGUCACCCUCGGCGCGCGCGGCGCGAUGGUCAUCGGCGCGACCGGCGUGAUCGCGCGGCACGACGCGCUGCCGGUACCGGGCGGUGAGGUCGGUAAAGUCGGUGAGGUCGUGGACGGCACCGCGGCGGGCGACGCGUUCCGGGCGGCGCUCGCCGUCGCCGUCGCGGAGGGCGUCGACGUCGUGAAGGAUUCCCGGGGUUUGGCGCUGGCCGCGGCGGCGGGGGCGCACGCGGUGAGCGUCCCGGGCGCUGUGCCGUCGCUUCCCACGCGUGACGAAGCGGAGAAUCUCAUCCCCGAGCACCGACAUCUCCCCGCGCCGGCGCUCGCGGCGACGAAAGCGUGCGAAGAAACCGACGCCGCCCUUCGCGACGACGAGUGCCCGCUUCGAUUCGGCUCCAGGCUCAACUCCAUGAAGGAGCGCCCCGACCUGUGGAGUGGGCGCGAGCGGCUCGACGUCCUCGGCAUGGUUCGCAGGCUGGGCGAGGUCGAGGGUAUCGACCUCGUGGACUUCAACUACCCCCAGCACCUCGACGGUCGAAAGCCAAAGGCUGUGACCGGCGCGCUGAGAGCGGCUGGUCUCGCCGCCGGCGCGGUGGCGGUGCGGUUCCCGGCGUCGCGGUUUCGAGCCGGGGCGUUCACGAACCCCGAUCCGUCCGUCCGUGCCGCGGCCGUCGACGUCGUCGCGGGCGCGUGCGCGUGGGCUCGGUCGCUGGACGCGUCAGCCGGCGUCAUCGUCUGGCCACAGUUUGACGGUUACGACUACCACCUCCAGGUCAACUACUCAGACGCGUGGCGGCGCGGGGUGGGCGCCAUCCGCGCGGCUCUGGACCGCGACGAGUGCGAGGGAGUGAAGGUGUCGUACGAGUUCAAGCCGACGGAUCCCUCGAGUCGGUUCGCGCUUGUUCCCAGCACGGCGGCGGCGCUGGCGCUGGUGAGGGACGUGAAUCGACCGGGACGGUUCGGGCUCACCCUGGACGCGGGCCACCUGGUGGCGGCCGGGGAGAACCCCGCGCAGAGCGCCGCGAUGGUCGCCGACGCGGGUGCCCUGUUCGGCUUCCACCUCGGGGACGUGCACUCGAAGCUCGCGGCUGAGGAUGGGCUCGCGUUCGGGUCGGUUCACGCGCCGGGGGCGCUCGAGCUCGUGUUCUGGCUCAGGGCGUCUGGAUACAGGGGCCACGCGUACUUUGACACCUUCCCCGAGGCGGAGGAUCCGACGCGCGAGGCGGCGUACAAUGUCCGCGCGUUCAAGAGGAUGUGGAGCUGGGCGGCUCGGCUGGAACGUGACGGUAUUCGCGACGUACUUCUCAACCACGACGCCAUGACGAGUCUGGAGAUGCAGGAGGGUCUCAUCGCCUAG